Molecule: messenger RNA, 357 nt
Organism: Rangifer tarandus platyrhynchus (Svalbard reindeer)
Lineage: Eukaryota; Metazoa; Chordata; Mammalia; Artiodactyla; Cervidae
Source: the annotation of a GenBank genome assembly
AUGGUACAGAUGAACCUACCUCCAGGAAGGAACAGAGACGCAGACAGAGAGGACAAGUGUGAACACAGAGGAGAGGGGGAGGGUGGGAAAAACUGGGAGAUUAGGAUUGACACAUAUACCUGUGUGCAUUCUAAAUCGUCUCAGCCAUGUCCAACUCUUUGCAACCCAUGGACUGCAGCCCACCAAGCUCCUCUGUCCAUGGGAUUCUCCAGGCAAGAGUACUGGAGUGGAUUGCCUUGCCCUAUUCCAGGGGAUUUUCAGACCCAGGGAUUGAACCCGUGUCUCUUACAUCUCCUGCAUUGGCAGGCGAGUUCUUUGCCAUUAGGCCACUGGAGAAGCCUGACAUAUAUCCACUAA